Molecule: messenger RNA, 2097 nt
Organism: Eufriesea mexicana
Lineage: Eukaryota; Metazoa; Arthropoda; Insecta; Hymenoptera; Apidae
Gene: Gprk2
Product: G protein-coupled receptor kinase 2
Exons: 7
Coding region: 65-1840 (591 amino acids)
Biological process (GO): signal transduction; regulation of signal transduction; protein phosphorylation
Cellular component (GO): cytoplasm
Molecular function (GO): ATP binding; G protein-coupled receptor kinase activity
Source: RefSeq, a predicted model, not a curated record
GCUCGUCGCCCGCUAGGCUUCUCCCCGUUGAUUCGGCCGCGUAAACUCGAUCAAGCUGGAAUUGAUGGAGUUGGAGAAUAUCGUGGCGAACACUGUGUACCUCAAAGCGAGAGAAGGCGGUGGUGACAGCAACAAGGGUAAGAGUAAAAAAUGGCGGAAGAUACUCCAGUUCCCACACAUCUCCCAGUGCAUCGGCCUAAAAGAUAAGCUGGACAUCAGGUACAGUUAUGUGGUGGAUCAACAGCCGAUCGGUCGGCUGUUGUUCAGGCAGUUCUGCCAGGACAAGAAGCCAGCUUACCAUCGGUACAACCUCUUCCUGGACGCCAUUGAGAAGUAUGAGAUCGAGAUGGAUGAGAAUCGGACCGAGCUGGCGAAGGACCUGUUCGAGCAAUACUUGAAGAGAGAGGGCUCGGAGGUCGUCGACAUCCUAAAAGAUUCUUUGAUCGCCCAGUGUGAGCAGAGGCUCAGCACUGGUGGCAAGGAGCUCUUUGUGGAGAUCGCGCAGACCGUGAAAAACUUCCUGGCCGGUGAACCUUUUUCAGCUUUUCAAACCAGCUUUUACUUCUACAGGUAUCUCCAGUGGAAGUGGUUGGAGGCCCAGCCAGUCACGUACAAGACCUUCCGUAUGUACAGAGUGCUAGGAAAGGGUGGGUUUGGCGAAGUGUGCGCUUGUCAGGUACGAGCAACAGGCAAAAUGUACGCCUGCAAGAAAUUGGAGAAGAAACGUAUCAAGAAACGUAAGGGGGAGGCCAUGGUUCUCAUAGAAAAGAAUAUCUUGCAGAAAAUCAACUCUAAAUUCGUCGUAUCCCUGGCAUACGCCUAUGAGACCAAGGACGCGUUAUGUCUAGUGCUGACCAUUAUGAACGGCGGGGAUUUGAAGUUCCACAUUUAUAAUAUGGGCGGAGAGCCUGGUUUCGACAUCAACAGGGCCAGGUUCUAUGCAGCCGAGGUAGUCUGUGGCUUGGAGCACUUGCAUUUACAAGGGAUAGUCUACAGGGACUGUAAACCGGAGAAUAUUCUGCUGGAUGAUCAUGGACAUGUGAGAAUAUCUGAUCUUGGUCUGGCUGUGGAGAUCACAGAGGGCGAUAUGGUAACAGGAAGGGUAGGAACAGUUGGAUAUAUGGCCCCAGAAGUGAUCGAUAACGAGAAAUAUACAUUUUCUCCGGACUGGUUUAGUUUUGGGUGCCUUUUGUACGAGAUGAUAGAAGGGCAAGCUCCGUUUCGUGCCAGGAAGGAGAAGGUGAAGCGAGAGGAGGUAGAUAGGAGAGUGAAGGAGGAUCAGGAAAGGUAUUCCACCAAGUUCACCGAGGAGGCGAAAGGUUUGUGCCAGCAAUUAUUGAAGAAGAGUCCGAAGAACAGAUUGGGUUGCAGGUGUGGCAGACACGGCGCUAAGGAAGUAAAGUUACACAGCUUUUUUCAGUGCUUAAACUGGAAGAGGGUCGAGGCCGGUAUGUGGGAACCGCCGUUUGUACCGGAUCCUCAUGCAGUGUACGCUAAGGAUGUGUUAGACAUUGAGCAGUUCUCCACGGUGAAAGGUGUCAAUUUGGAUGCCACCGACGAUACCUUUUACAGCAAAUUCAAUACCGGCAGCGUAUCCAUUCCAUGGCAGAACGAGAUGAUAGAGACUGAGUGUUUUAAGGAACUGAACGUGUUAGGUCCUAACAACACACCUACUCCUGAUCUGUUGAUCAACCAUCCGCCACCGAAUAACGAGAACAGAGGCUGUUUCCCAUUCCGAAGACAGAAAAAGCAGAGUGCUCGUACAAGACAGAUACCAUUAUCAGAGUGCCAUCUGUUGGAGUUGUCACAGAGCCAAAACUCGGAGAUGCCAGCCAGCUGAUCCAAGAUGAACGCGAGUAGUGUGAAUCAACCGACGUCGUCGUCCGUGCGACGUCGUCGUUGCGGACGACGCCGACGGGCGCUCAAAUGCUGCCCGAAGCUGCUUUAAGACAGGAAACAGAACAAGAACGAAACAGCUCCGUGACAUUGGCGCCGAUUUUUGGUGUGCAAUCCCAUAAGAUUCGCACUCAUGUAUAAGAGUGCUGGCUGAGAGGAGGCACUGUCAGCUCUGUAAGCACACUGACGCAUGUUUUCUCA